Truncatella angustata is the source of this 369-nucleotide messenger RNA. RefSeq names its product Prefoldin. The transcript is spliced from 3 exons. NCBI's taxonomy places the organism in Eukaryota, Fungi, Ascomycota, Sordariomycetes, Amphisphaeriales, Sporocadaceae. Gene Ontology annotation, biological process: protein folding. The coding region runs from base 1 to 369 and encodes 122 amino acids. Gene Ontology annotation, cellular component: prefoldin complex; cytoplasm. The record is from RefSeq and is a predicted model, not a curated record. Gene Ontology annotation, molecular function: protein folding chaperone.
AUGUCGAUCUCAAAUGAGGCAUUACAAAAACUCGUCCGAGAGAUCGAGACGCAAGCCAUGGUGGCUCAGCAGCAGAUAUCACUCGUCCGGACACAACAGGCAUCAAAACAGAGAGAGCUGCGCAUGGCACAACUGACACGGACAGAAGUGUCGUCUCUGCCCGCGGAUACAGGCGUCUACGAGGGUGUUGGUAAAAUGUUCGUAGCUCUGCCCAUGUCGGGACUCCAGGAGAAGCUUGAAGAGCAGAUCAAGGAGGCACAGAAGGAGACGGAAGGUUUGGGCAAGAAGCUGCAGUCCCUAGAGCUCACGCAGAAAAACAGCAGAGAUCAUAUUGAUCGGAUGCUGAGGGGUGGAAUGGGCGCUUCUUGA